CGUGGUAUAAGGGACAGCACAGUCGGACGAAGGAAGACCGGACGGCACAGUCGGACGAAGGAAGACCGGGCGGCACAGUCGGACGAAGGAAGACCGGGCGGCACAGUCGGACGAAGGAAGACCGGGCGGCACAGUCGGACGAAGGAAGACCGGGCGGCACAGUCGGACGAAGGAAGACCGGGCGGCACAGUCGGACGAAGGAAGACCGGGCGGCACAGUCGGACGAAGGAAGACCGGGCGGCACAGUCGGACGAAGGAAGACCGGGCGGCACAGUCGGACGAAGGAAGACCGGGCGGCACAGUCGGACGAAGGAAGACCGGGCGGCACAGUCGGACGAAGGAAGACCGGGCGGCACAGUCGGACGAAGGAAGACCGGGCGGCACAGUCGGACGAAGGAAGACCGGGCGGCACAGUCGGACGAAGGAAGACCGGGCGGCACAGUCGGACGAAGGAAGACCGGGCGGCACAGUCGGACGAAGGAAGACCGGGCGGCACAGUCGGACGAAGGAAGACCGGGCGGCACAGUCGGACGAAGGAAGACCGGGCGGCACAGUCGGACGAAGGAAGACCGGGCGGCACAGUCGGACGAAGGAAGACCGGGCGGCACAGUCGGACGAAGGAAGACCGGGCGGCACAGUCGGACGAAGGAAGACCGGGCGGCACAGUCGGACGAAGGAAGACCGGACGGCACAGUCGGACGAAGGAAGACCGGACGGCACAGUCGGACGAAGGAAGACCGGACGGCACAGUCGGACGAAGGAAGACCGUUUGAGAAUCUUCAAGAGGGGUACGUUGACCCCCAUAAGACCCUGCCUUCUCUGGUGGUGCACGUGAGGGGGCUGAUCGACGGCAUCACAGAAUCUGACCUGGUGGAGGCGCUGCGGGAGUUUGGCACCAUCAGCUACGUGGUGCUGAUGCCGAACAAGCGCCAGGCUCUGGUGGAGUACGAGGACAUGAGUGGCUCGUGUAACGCGGUGACGUACGCUAAUGAUAACCAGGUGUACAUCGCGGGGCGACCCUGCUACAUCAACUACUCCACCAGCCAGAAGAUCUCACGGCCUGGAGACUCAAGCGACGCGCCCAGCGUCAACAACAUCCUGCUGUUCACUAUCAUGAACCCCAUCUACCCGAUCACCACGGAUGUGCUGUACACCAUCUGCAAUAACUGCGGCCCAGUGCAGAGGAUCGUGAUCUUCAGGAAGAACGGAGUGCAGGCCAUGGUUGAGUUUGACUCCGUCCAGAGUGCUCAAAGAGCUAAAGCAUCUCUAAAUGGAGCCGACAUCUACUCUGGUUGCUGCACCCUCAAAAUCGAGUAUGCUAAGCCAACUCGUCUCAAUGUGUUCAAGAAUGACCAGGACACUUGGGACUACACUAAUCCUGGUCUCAGUGGCCAAGAUGCUGAUUCAGACGGCAAUUGGAACAAUUCUCAAGACCCCAAUGCUAACCCAAACAAGCGCCAGAGGCAGCCAGCCCUGCUCGGGGACCACCCGCCAGAAUAUGGUGGACCUCAGAGUGGCUACGGUCACUAUGAUGACACAUAUGGCCCCCCUCCCCCUCAUUAUGAGGGACGACGCAUGGGCCCACCUAUGGGCCGGGGCCGUGGGGGUCCCCGCUAUGGGGGUCCGCAGUACGGACACGGCCCUCCGCCAGAAUAUGCCUCUCAGGCAGACUCUCCUGUUAUUAUGGUGUACGGCCUCGACCCCUACAAGAUCAACGCUGACCGGAUCUUCAAUAUUUUUUGUCUCUAUGGCAACGUAGAGAGGGUGAAGUUCAUGAAGAGCAAACCCGGUGCUGCGAUGGUGGAGAUGGGAGACUGUUAUGCGGUAGAGAGAGCCAUCUCUCACCUCAACCACACCAUGCUGUUCAACCAGAAACUCAACAUCUGUGUGUCAAAGCAGCAGGCCAUCAUACCGGGCCAGUCAUACCAGCUGGAGGACGGCAGCAGCAGCUUCAAGGAUUUCCACGGCAGCCGGAACAACCGCUUCACCUCCCCGGAGCAGGCGGCCAAGAACCGCAUCCAGCGGCCCAGCAACGUGCUGCACUUCUUCAACGGCCAGCCGGACAGCUCUACCGAGAUUUUCAACCAGAUCUGUGACGAGCUUGGACUAAAGCCCCCCACCAACGUCAAGCUUUUCACGGGGAAGAGCGGGUCUGUAGGUGAGAGGAGUGCGUCUGGACUGUUGGAAUGGGAGACGGUGAACGAUGCUAUGGAAGCUCUCUCGAUGAUGAACCACUACCAGAUGAAAAACCCAAGUGGGCCGUACCCAUACACCCUUAAACUGUGCUUCUCCACUGCACAGAACGCUAACUGAGCCAACAAGCAACCUAAACUGACAAUGGCUGACAUUUGACCCCCACAACUAAGCCCACUACCACACAGCGCGUCCUCUGAGGUGGACAGCAGAUAAACCCCCCCCCCUUUAAGAAAGAUAACUGUGUUUUUGUACAGUGUUCGGCUUUUUAAUUUACACUUGUCUUUUUUGUUUCUUUUUUUAUUCUUAUUUACAAUCUUAAGAUGUUUUGUUCUGCCCUCUAUAUCACGUUGAAAUAUCUGGAACAAAAGAAAUGUGAUCAGGUUUCUGUUUAAAUAAACACCGUGUGAUCCAGG
This is a messenger RNA of Pygocentrus nattereri (red-bellied piranha), 2609 nucleotides long. It is a transcript of the gene hnrnpl, whose product is annotated as heterogeneous nuclear ribonucleoprotein L. NCBI's taxonomy places the organism in Eukaryota, Metazoa, Chordata, Actinopteri, Characiformes, Serrasalmidae. Gene Ontology annotation, molecular function: mRNA binding. Gene Ontology annotation, biological process: regulation of RNA splicing; mRNA processing. Gene Ontology annotation, cellular component: nucleus. The transcript has 14 exons. The record is from RefSeq and is a predicted model, not a curated record. The coding region runs from base 916 to 2313 and encodes 465 amino acids.